AUGAUUGUACAAGGGCUCCAGAAAAUCUGUGGUUGUGAUCCCCUCCAUUUCUAGUGCCUACAGGUUGUUGAGGAAGUAUUUGAAGAUAUAAGCAACAGCUCUCUGAUAUUUGGUGAUAUUCUGAAAGAAAUAAAGAGUGAGUUUGAGCUGUACGUGAUGAUGCUUCUGGAUCUGCCUAUAGCACAAUACAAGGCUCUGAAGGCUCAGGUCAAAAGGAUGGAAACAAAGCCUUUGAAGGUUCCAGAAAUACAGGCACUCAGGAAAGAUGUGCAAGUCCUCAUGAAGAAAGCCAGUACUGCUCUGGAAAGAAAUGAAGAACUGAAAUAUGAAUGGAAAAUAGUGCUACAGAUGAGCCAGACUCCAGAAAAUAAAACAAAAACCUGCAGCAGACAUGAGACAAAGAGGAUAGCAUGAAAACUGCUUUCUGUUUCUGAACAGCUUGAAUCUAUGAGGUGUAAAGUUCUUGAUAAAUGGGAGAAAAUGAGCUUACUGGAGACUCAGGAGAAAAAAACCAUAGUUUUUGCUGGGGUGAUGGAUAUAAUGGAAAACACUCUUAAAGAAAUAGAAGCAAGAAGUAUGAAAAUGAGCUCAUCAAGCACGUUUCUCACAGACCAGAUAAAAGUAAUUGAAGGAAAUGUCACAGACGUUUUAGAUACACUGAGAAUCACUCAGGAAAACCAAAGGUGA
Messenger RNA from Antrostomus carolinensis (chuck-will's-widow), 687 nucleotides. It is a transcript of the gene CUNH6orf118, whose product is annotated as chromosome unknown C6orf118 homolog. NCBI's taxonomy places the organism in Eukaryota, Metazoa, Chordata, Aves, Caprimulgiformes, Caprimulgidae. The record is from RefSeq and is a predicted model, not a curated record.